AUGUGUGCUCAUUUUUUUGGGGAACCACUUGUCCAAUCCAGCGGUGACGCGUCAGCACCGGCCGACGAGUUCCGCGGCGCGGACGGGCGCGUGUACCACUCGCACGACGGGCUCGCGCCGCACUCGCACGAGCCGCUCGACAGCGCGGGGAGCUUCGCGCUGCGCGCGCCGCCCCUGCCGAACCGCGACCUGGCGGAGCGCGCGUUUACCGUUGGAAUCGGCGGGCCCGUCGGAUCAGGGAAAACUGCCCUGAUGUUGGCCCUGUGUCGCACACUCAGAGACCAGUACAGCCUGGCAGCCGUCACCAACGACAUCUUCACGCAGGAGGACGGCGAGUUCCUGAUCAAGCACGCCGCCCUCUCGCCGCCCGGCCGCAUCCGGGCGGUGGAGACGGGCGGCUGUCCGCACGCCGCCAUCCGGGAGGAUAUCAGCAUCAACCUGGGGCCACUGGAGGAGCUUUCCUCUGAGUUUAAGGCGGACAUUCUGCUGUGCGAGUCAGGCGGAGACAACCUAGCGGCAAACUUCAGCCGAGAGCUAGCAGACUACAUCAUCUACAUCAUUGACGUAUCGGGCGGGGAUAAGAUCCCCAGGAAGGGCGGCCCUGGCAUCACCCAGGCAGACCUGCUGGUGGUGAACAAGACUGACCUGGCGCCUGCGAUCGGUGCUGACUUGGCGGUUAUGGAAACGGACGCGCUGCGCAUGCGGGAUGGGGGACCGCUGGUGUUUGCACAGGUGAAACAUGGGGUGGGGGUGCCAGCCAUUGUGGAUCAUGUGCUCACAGCAUGGAGUGCCGCCACAGGCCAGCCCAGGAGUUCUAACCCUUCUCCCCCUCAUUCCCCCCAUUCUUCCCCUCAUUUCCCAGCCUUCUCCUCCUCAUUCCCCCCAUUCUUCCCCCUCAUUCCCCCCCUUUUCUCCCUCACCCCCCCCCCCUUCUCGCCCUCAUUUCCCCCCCUUCUCCCUCUCACUUCCCCCACUGCUCCCCCUCAUUUCCCCUCCUGCUCCUUCUCACUUCCCCCACUGCUCCCCCUCAUUUCCCCUCCUGCUCCUUCUCACUUCCCCCACUGCUCCCCUUCAUUUCCCCUCCUGCUCCUUCUCACUUCCCCCACUGCUCCCCUUCAUUUCCCCUCCUGCUCCUUCUCACUUCCCCCACUGCUCCCCUUCAUUUCCCCUCCUGCUCCUUCUCACUUCCCCCACUGCUCCCCUUCAUUUCCCCUCCUGCUCCUUCUCACUUCCCCCACUGCUCCCCCUCAUUUCCCCUCCUGCUCCUUCUCACUUCCCCCACUGCUCCCCUUCAUUUCCCCUCCUCCUCCCUCUCAUUUCCCCCCUUACUCCUCUCAUCUCCCCCCCUCCUCCCUCUCAUUUCCCCCCUUGCUCCUCUCAUCUCUCCCCCUCCUCCCUCUCAUUUCCCCCCUUGCUCCUCUCAUCUCUCCCCCUCCUCCCUCUCAUUUCCCCCCUUGCUCCUCUCAUCUCUCCCCCUCCUCCCUCUCAUUUCCCCCCUUGCUCCUCUCAUCUCUCCCCCUCUCCCUCUCAUUUCCCCCCUUGCUCCUCUCAUCUCUCCCCCUCCUCCCUCUCAUUUCCCCCCUUGCCGCCUCUCAUCUCUCCCCCUCCUCCCUCUCAUUUCCCCCCUUGCUCCUCUCAUCUCUCCCCCUCCUCCCUCUCAUUUCCCCCCUUGCCGCCUCUCACUUCCACCCUUGCUCACUCUCGCUUCCCCGCUUCCCUCUCAUUUCCCUCCUUCACCCCUUCAUUUCCCAACCUAAACCCUUAUUUUCCCCACCUUGCUCCCCGUCAUUUCCCCCCCUUCUCCCCUUAUUUUUCCCACCUUGCUCCCCUUCAUUUCCCUCCCAGCUCUGGCAUAGCCCCACUGCCCUCCCGUCCUUUUCAUCUUCCCUCCCUUACAGGGUGGAUCCCUUGCAAAAUACUGCCCCCCACUCGCUCCCUUCCAUUCUCCCUUCCACGCUCUCCCAUCGCCAUGCCUUAAUUUCUCAUCCCCCCUCCUUCCAGGGUCAUCUCACCUCCCAUGAGAUCCCACUCGCUCCUUCAGUCCCUGCCCAUACUGCCGCCGCUGCUGCCUUUGCCGGAGCUGCCUCUGCUGCCACACCCAGUGUUCCUUCCUUUGCUCCUACUGGACCUAGCAUUUGUGGAGCAAAUGUAGCAGCAGCUCCCACGAGGAGUUGGAGCUGGGAUGAUCUUGCAAGAACAGCGGCAGGUGCAUGGGCAGCAACAGCAGAACCAAGAGCGAGUGGACCCUGCUGCGGUCUCACAGCCGAGCGCGCUCAUGAGUGCGCAAGCCGCAGGAGAUGCAGCAUGCCGGGUCUCUCACGCUGGGUGCACACUAUCGAAGCAGCCAUGUCAGCAGUGGACUGGGGAGCGAGCAGGGUGUGA
This is a messenger RNA of Closterium sp. Naga37s-1, 2382 nucleotides long. The record is from the annotation of a GenBank genome assembly. NCBI's taxonomy places the organism in Eukaryota, Viridiplantae, Streptophyta, Zygnematophyceae, Desmidiales, Closteriaceae.